This is a messenger RNA of Peniophora sp. CBMAI 1063, 450 nucleotides long. The record is from the annotation of a GenBank genome assembly. NCBI's taxonomy places the organism in Eukaryota, Fungi, Basidiomycota, Agaricomycetes, Russulales, Peniophoraceae.
AUGUCAGAAACCGCGCCCACGAUCAAGCCUACGUCUGGCACAAGGGGGGAAGUCGCAGUAGAGUCGACAUUCAGAGAGAACGCCCCGGAGAUGCCUCGAGACCUACACCGAAAGUACAGUAUAUAUGGAUGGAGGCUCACCGUCAGUGUGGACGACUUCCCCUCGCGGUGGCAUCUCAUUCCCCGGGUUGUCGAUCUGUCCGACGUCCGCCGCUUUUACGAGGAGAAGGCGCAGGAAGCAGGUAUACGGCGAGGUAUCAACAUUCUCAUGCUUGAUUACGACAAGGCGACGAAGUCGCUCACCUUCGCGAUCUGGCUCACCCGGAACUUCCUCACCUAUCACCACAAGCUCUUGAGCCCGAGACAGCUCACCAAGAUACCCACUCAGGAUGGCAUCUCCCGGUUUGGCCAGCUUGCGGAGCUGGACAGUCCCAGCUGGUGUGCUUUGUAG